Jaculus jaculus (lesser Egyptian jerboa) is the source of this 1123-nucleotide messenger RNA. It is a transcript of the gene Plpp5, whose product is annotated as phospholipid phosphatase 5. Bases 16 to 804 code for a protein of 262 amino acids. The record is from RefSeq and is a predicted model, not a curated record. Gene Ontology annotation, molecular function: phosphatidate phosphatase activity. The transcript has 7 exons. Gene Ontology annotation, biological process: phospholipid metabolic process. Lineage: Eukaryota; Metazoa; Chordata; Mammalia; Rodentia; Dipodidae.
CUGGGCUCCGGCGAGAUGGAGGCGGCGGCGGCCUUGGGAGCCGAGCUGGGUGUGCGGAUCGCGCUCUUCGCCGUUUUCCUCGUGACCGAGCGGCUCGCCCCCUUCCAGCGGCGCAUCCAGCCCGAGGAAAUGUGGCUCUACCGGAACCCGUACGUGGAGGCCGAGUUCCUCCCCGCCGGGCCCAUGUUUGUCAUUGCCUUUCUGUCUCCACUGUCCCUGAUCUUCCUAGCCAAGUUUCUAAAGAAGGCGGACACCACCGACAGCAAGCAAGCCUGCCUGGCUGCCAGUCUUGCCCUAGCUCUGAACGGUGUUUUUACCAACACAAUAAAACUCAUCGUGGGGCGGCCACGCCCAGACUUCCUGUACCGCUGCUUCCCUGAUGGGCUAGCCCAUUCUGAUUUGCUGUGCACUGGAAAUAAGGAUGUGGUGAAUGAGGGUCGUAAGAGCUUCCCAAGUGGACAUUCUUCCUUUGCAUUUGCUGGCCUGGCCUUUGCUUCCUUCUAUCUGGCUGGAAAGUUACACUGCUUUACACCACAAGGCCGUGGAAAAUCCUGGAGGCUCUGUGCCUUUCUGUUGCCUCUACUAUUUGCAGCUGUAAUUGCACUAUCCCGCACCUGUGACUACAAACAUCACUGGCAAGAUGUGCUAGUUGGAUCCAUGAUCGGGAUGACAUUAGCCUAUGUCUGCUACAGGCAGUACUAUCCUCCUCUGACCGACACAGAAUGCCAUAAACCACUUCAGGACAAACAUAAACUGCCUACGACACAGAAGAAACCUGGGGAUUCUUACCACUUGACUAUUUAGUGAAAUCUACCUCCUUAGUGAACCAACCUCUUAACUGGACACCAUGCACAAGUCAAGAAUUUCUGACCUUUCACCCUUUCCAAGUAACAGUGAAGACAUAACCAAGUGUAUUUCUGCCUCCACAGGACUAUGCACUUUUGUCCCACUCCACAUGGACUUGUCAUGAGGACUCAAGGAAGGUCCUUCUUCCACUUCUAUGGCACCUAUUCUGUAAAAAGAUCUCCAAUAGUUGUAUUAAUAGGUCUAUAAAACUGGUAUUCCAAAAUCUAUUACUUUUACACUUAAUUAAAUGGCACCCUAGGAGAAAUCUUUUCAAAAA